This is a messenger RNA of Parnassius apollo (apollo), 576 nucleotides long. NCBI's taxonomy places the organism in Eukaryota, Metazoa, Arthropoda, Insecta, Lepidoptera, Papilionidae. The record is from the annotation of a GenBank genome assembly.
AUGAGCCGUGUGUAUGUGACUAUCAUGAAAAUAGAAGAAACUCCAGAUAAUGCUCAGAUAAUAGUGCAGGAAUAUAAGACUGAUAUACAGGAUUCUCAAUUAGUGGAGGAAGAAAUACAAGAGGAAAGCAGUAGUGCUUCAGACUUGGAUAAUCUCACCUAUGUUCCGGAGUCCUACAGUUUGUCCUUACCAUCAGAAGACUCAUACCACACGUUAGUGACCGAUGAUGAUGAUGAUGAAGAUGAAGUUGAUGACGACGUUGACAAUGACGGUGACGAUAAUAAUGAGGAUGACGAUGAUGAUGACGAUGAUGAUGAUUUUGCUGAUGAUGAAGACGACGAUGACGAUGACGACCACGAUGAUGAUGAUUAUGCUGAUGACGACGUCGAUGAUGAUUACAAUGACGAUGACGAUGACGGUGACGAUUACCAUGAAGAUGAAGAUGACAAUGACGAUGACUAUGAUGAUGAUGAUGACAAUGACGAUGAGGAUGAUGAUGACAAUGACCAUGACGACGAUGAUGAUGAUGAUGACGAUAUGAUGAAUCGAAUUCAUCGAAUCCAAUUCAAAGAGUAA